Molecule: messenger RNA, 1131 nt
Organism: Paramecium octaurelia
Lineage: Eukaryota; Ciliophora; Oligohymenophorea; Peniculida; Parameciidae
Source: the annotation of a GenBank genome assembly
UUGAAAAAUGUAAGAACUAUUGGCUUAAAAAUACGCAGAAUUAUCAUAAAACACAAUAGACAAUGUCGAAUUUUCUAAAGCAGGUACCUUUAAAUUCUAUUCUGUAGAGGAAUUGUAUAAAGAAAUAUUAAAAAAUUUGAAUGAAGAUCUAUCGAUUGAACAAAUAAAACAAUUGGGAUAGCAAUUUGUAAAUAGUAGAAUUAUAAUUUAGCUGGAAUUUCUAUAAGUAUUAUAAUAGGAUGAGUUUAUUUAAAAAAAAAGAGCAAAGGAGGAAACAUAAGAUAAAGAUUAAUUAUUGCAUAAGGAAUAUCCACAUUUAUAAGAUAAAUUAUUAAAAUUAAAAUAAAAUUGCCAAGAUAUAGAUUAGAACACAAAAAAAAUAAAUGAGACACUUAAAAAAUUACCAGAAUAAGAAGAAGCUAAUAGAAAAUCAAUGAAAGAUAAAUUUUAUGAUGAUGUAAAAGAUGUUAAGGACAAGAUUCAACAAGAAGAGACUGAUGCAUAAAAAUUUGCUGAAGAAAACUUGAAGUAUCAACAUUUUUGAGUAUAUUAUAGGAUUCGCGAAGAUAUGCAAGCAUUAAUUGCAUAAUACGAAUAAAAAGAAAAGGAAUUUUGGGAAAAGGUUAAAUAGAAUGAAGAGGAACAAAAAAACGAUACAAAGAAAUAUAUGGAAUAGUUCGAAAAAAUGCAAAGCGAUGCUUAAAAGGCCAUGCAAGAAAAAUAAUUAAUUUAAGAUGCAUAAAAGUAAUUGAAUGAUAAAAAAAUGAAAUUAUAAGUGUACAAAGGAAAACAAAAUGAAUUUAUUGAAACUUUUGAGAAAUCAACUAGCACAUUUUAAAAUUUAACAGUGGAGUUCCUUAAAUUAGCCUUUAAGGCAAAGGAAGAUGAAGAAAAAAGUAACAUAAAUUAAUAAAGAGCUGAUAAAGCUAAUUUAUUAGCAUUAGAAAUUGCAUAAAAAGUAUUGCUUAUAAUCAUAUUUCAAAGAAUGCAGAUUUAAAAUUAUAAAUAGAAAAUGUUGAAAAAGAAAAAGAUAAAUUAAGAGCAGAAAUCUUAGAACUUAAUAAUCAAAAAAAGCUAUAAGGUCAAAAUUAAUAACAAUAAAAAAUUAAUGGUGAAAAUUGAUUUAUUUUG